AUGCAGUUCUCCCUUGCUGCCACUCUUUCCCUUCUCACUUCUACCGAGGCUGCUCAAUUGUGGAGCAAGCCCUCUGUUAAGCAUGUCAAGACCAAGGCCGCGGUUGCUACAAGCUACACAUGGUCCGUAACGGGAUGGAGUGCAGGCUGUGCCCGGGCCGGCUGCUACUAUGACUUCAACAUUAGCGCCCCGGCCUUCUCAAACUCAGUUCCCGCCUUCAAAGCCUACUGCUCAGGCUUCGGCGAAGGCACCCCUUACGAUAAGUGUGAGCUCCUCGACAACAACGAAACGAUUCGCCAGGUCGCUGCACGCCUGGAGUCUGUCAACACCGGCGGCACAGGAGCUCACUUGGCCGUGAGCUAUGAGUUUGUCGAUCCCACUUCCGAGAAUGCAUACUGGAACUACACAGCCUACGCCGUCUCUGAGUAUUCAUCGCUGCUUCUGAAUUUCACCGUGCAGCCCACAGAGAUCUGGGGUGUUGCGUGA
Diaporthe batatas is the source of this 486-nucleotide messenger RNA. RefSeq lists its product as uncharacterized. Lineage: Eukaryota; Fungi; Ascomycota; Sordariomycetes; Diaporthales; Diaporthaceae. The transcript has 3 exons. The coding region runs from base 1 to 486 and encodes 161 amino acids. The record is from RefSeq and is a predicted model, not a curated record.